Closterium sp. NIES-67 is the source of this 3960-nucleotide messenger RNA. The record is from the annotation of a GenBank genome assembly. Lineage: Eukaryota; Viridiplantae; Streptophyta; Zygnematophyceae; Desmidiales; Closteriaceae.
GGCAGAAAUUUCUGGAGCCUAGUACUGUAGCUGGUUACCUCUCUUGUUCCCCUUCAGUUAGUUAGAUCCGGGUCGGCGUUGGAUAGAGAUGGCGGGAAGCGUUUAGUACAUGAUCCUUCUCGUAGUCCGGUUUCCGUGGGUUCCUCGCGCUCAAUACAUUCCCCCGGUUACAUUCCCCUGGUUCCCUGUGCUAGUGUGUCAAUCUCGUCCCGCUUACGAGUACCACUACCGGUCUCACAUUCCGUCUAAAAUUCCGUCUCCAUGCCGACGUCAACGGACGGAGCGCAAGGCGCUCCGCCUCAAGGGCCUCUCGCGGCGCGCGUGAAAACAUACACGUCGGUGCAAAAGUUCAAGGAUAAGCUGAAGCUGCGCACGGCAGCGGGGGGAGGUGAAGCCAGCGGUUCGGUUUUGACGCCUGGGGGAGGCAGCGCGCGGCCGAUGACGGGCGGCGAUCAGGGGAAACGACUGCUGUCCCAGUCGGCUGUAAAUCGAUGGCUAAAAGUGAACUCUCAAGACGCCGCCAAGUGCGCGGAAGCCGUCCACAAGCUGCUAGACGAGGGCGCGGAUUCGUUCGGCAAGCGCGCGGAGCUGAUGUACGCGCGCCGCCCAGACAUUCUCCAGCAGGUCGACCUGCUGCACAACCGCUACUUAACUCUCGCGGCGCGCUACGAGCAGCUAUUCGUCACGUCGACGCACUACGCCGCCGCCGCCGCCGCCGCGACAGCGAAUGCCGCGGCCGGGGAAGGCUUGGAGGAGGGGCUACUCUCUCCGCUUAUCAGCCCCGCGGGUUCCUCCGCCAAGCUGGCGGAAGACGGGGCUGGGGCGGAGGGUGCGGGGAAGGGCAAGGGGGGCGAAAUGUUUGUUGUCGAGCAGGAUGUGACUGCGAUCGAAAAGUUUUUUGGGCAGAUUUUGGGCAGUUUGGACAAGGUUUUGAAGGAGGAAGCAGGGCAAGGCUCGUGGGAGGAACUGGUUGGAGCGUUAUCCGAGCUGAAACUGGCAGGGGAGGGGAAGGCCGAGGGGAAUGCGGAGGAGAACCGCGAGGAGGAUGCGGAAGCUAAGGGAGCUGACGUGUCUAAGAUAGCCCUAGCGCAGGAAGCGGUGGGUCGUGCUAAGGAGCAGCUUAGUACGCUCGUGCGACGGUUUAAAGCCGUCGCGGAGGAGGAGGAAGCGCUGAGGCAGAAGCUGGCCUCGUUAGAGUCACUUGAGGAGGAAAACGCGAUGCUGCGGGAAAUCGUGGAGGGGGAGGCGGAGGCGGGCGCGGGGGCAGGGGAAGGCGCGGACGGCGCAGCGGGGGGCGGAGGCGGAGCUGGCGGAGGCGGAGGCUCGGCUGGCGGAGGCGGAGGCGCGGGCGGAGGGGGAAAGGGUAAGGCGGGGAUGCGGGACGACGAGAAGCAGGUUGCGCUGGAGGUUGAGGUGGGGCAGCUGAGGAUCCGAAAUAUGGAUCUAAAGCUGAAGCUAGACCGCCUCUCCGCUGCGCUGAAGGACUCCCGCGAGAGAGAGGCGCAAGCCGUGAUCGCCCUUGAGAAGGUGAAGGAAGAGGGGGGAAUAGUGGAUGAGGAUGCGGGGGAAGGGGAGGGGGAAGGAGCGGAAGGAGAGGGGAUUGGGGGUGGGGGGAGUGAGGAGGGGAAGGGAGGGGAAGCGGAGAAGGGGGAGGAUAAAGCGGAGAGUGAGAAGGGCGGUAAGGAGAAGGAGGAGGUGGCGAGGGAGGUUGAGGCGGGGCAGUGGCGGAUAAAGCAGAUGGACCUGCAGGUGACCAUAAAGAAGCUGCGGGAGGAGCUUAAAACGAGGACGGAGGAGCAUGCGGCAGAGGUUGCUCAGCUGAAGGCUCAGGUGCAGCAGAAUAGCCUAGAGGGAGGAGGAGGCGGGAAGCAAGAAAUGGAGGAGAGCAGAGUAGCAGGAGGACUGGGGAGUGAUCUGGCCAGUCCCACUGGUAGCGACGUGUCUACUGCUUCUGCUGGUGCCUCGGACCCUGCCGCCGCCGCUGCUGCUGCUGCUGCCUCUGCUCUCCCUCCUACCCCCUCUGCUUCGGGUUCCGCGCCAGGAACACCCGGAGCACGGGCAUUGACUCGCGUGCUCUCAGGCUCGGGGGGCGAGAAAGCAGGGGCGAAGAGGAUGUGGGUCAUGGGGGGGAGGAUGAUGCCUGCCGUUGAAUCUGCUGGUGCAUGUGUUUCAGGAGCGGGUUCUGAAAAUCAAGAGGAGGGUGGCCGGGCAGCUCCGAAAGAAAAGGAUCAGUACACAGUGGGGCUGGAGGUGGAGGUCGGGCAGCUGAAAAUAAAGAACGGGGAUCUGAAGAUGAAAGUGGACAAGCUGCAGAAGGAGACAAAAGAGCUACAGGAGCAGCUGGGGGCGGCAAAGGACGAGGUUGAAACGUGGAAGAAAGACGGCGUGCUUAAGGAGGUCCUGGAGGCGAAGGAGAGGGAGGUAGAGGCGCUUAGGAGGGAGAUGGAGGAGGGGAAGAGGCAGGCGAGUGGGGCUGCGCAGCGGAAGGAGCAGGAGGAGAGCGCGGUUGCGCUUGAUGUGGAGAUGGGGAAGCUGCGAAUGAAGAACAUGGACCUCAAGAGCAAGGUGGAGAAGCUGCAGCAGCAGGUGCGCGAGCAGAAGGAGCAGCUGGGGGGACUUGGCAAGGCAGGGGCGGGAGGAGGAGCAGGAGGCGAUAGUUUGGGAGGGGACGGGGAAGUGGGCAAGCUGCGUGCGCAGGUGAAGGAAGUGGAAAGGACGAAAGCGCUUCUGGAGGAGGAAGGGAAGAGGAAGGACGAGCGGAUCAAGCAAUUGGAGUCCGAGGUGAAGUCCAAGGUAGUGGAGAUGGGUAUGCUGAAGAGGAACAUGCAGAGGGUGGAAGGCGAGCUUAAGGAGAUGGGGGCCACUCCUGCGAAGAAGGACGGCGGGAAAGGGAAGUGGGGGUCGGUUGGGAAGGUCGCGAUGGCCGCUGCAGCAGCCACGGCUUUUGCAGCAGCAGCGGGAGGAGGGGGAGGAGGGGGAGGAGAAGGAGCGGGAGGAGGAGUAACCAUGGCAAGAAGAGCGAGCGGCGGGGGAGCAGACGAUCUGGUCGUGGUCCAGGACAGGCAAGGGGAUGGUGAAGCAGCAGGGGUCAGCUCAGACGAGGAGGUGCAGCAGCUGCGAGCAGCACUCAAGGCCGCGGCGCACAAGGUGCAGGUGCUGCAACCGAUGGCUGCGCUGAACGAGAAGCUGGUGAAGAAGCUGCAGGUUCUGGAGGAGGAAAAACGGGCUCUCCAGGACCUCCUAGAGCAGGUGCUGGAGAGGAGGAGAGGCAGGGCUGCAGGGGGAGGGGGAGGGGUGGUGGGUGGAGGAAGUGGAGCGGGAGGAGGAGGAGCGAUGAGUGCGGAGGAGGAGCAGCGGCGGCAGGAGUUGCUCGAGAGGCUGAGGGCCAAGGGGCUGGUGGUGGAUGAUGUGGAUGAUCUCUGUGAUGAUGAGCUGGCUGAUGGACCGGGGUUGGGGUUUGGGCUCUUUUCGUGCCUGUUCCAGAGCCGAGGCAUGGCUCGACUCAUGCGGUGAGAAAUAUGGGGUGAUGAGAGUCCUUCAUGGAAGGUAGAGGGGAAGGGGGGGGAAAGGAGAGUAUGGGAAGGGAAGAGGGUUUUGGGAACGAGGGUGCCGUGCGAAACGGAGCAUGAGUCAUGCGUGCAAGAUGCAGAGGCGGAUGAUGAGGCCCGGGCAAGGCCUCAAGAUAGGAUUUUAGGCAUCCUGGCCAAUCAGGGCGGGCCCCCCAAGAAACGUGUAGCCGUCAGGGCUGGUCGGAUAUGUUCAUUCUGAUUCCUCUGGGUGGUUCUCCAAUUAUAUACUAUGUACAGGCCCCCAAAUUGGUUUUGGGUCUGUCUGAUUCGUCAGAGUCCACUGCCUUCCCUUGGUAUGGGUGUCAGAGUUGCCUCCUUGAAAAAGUCUGAAAAAUCAGAGUAGCCUACAAUUUUUUGUCUGACCAAUCAGAGUCAUAGCCAAACUUUAGUA